ACAUAUGCAGAUUGCUUGGAUGACCUAAUUUUCUUGCAGGCUAUCUAUCAGUUUGUUGGAUCAUGCGAAGAUGAAUAUUAUUUAGUAGUGGCUUUGGACACAGGCAUAAAGUGGAGUAAAGUGGGAACAUGGUGGGAAUCGAUCUUGGAACUCUACCAUUUCCAGAAUAUAAAACAGUUAUCAUUUAACAAAGGUGAUGUCUUGGUUGUUACUAAGAAAGAUAGUGGAGGUUGGUGGGAAGGAAUGAUUGAUGGAAAAAUUGGAUGGUUUCCAUGUAAUUAUGGAGAGGAGAUAACUGCAGAUCCUUUACCUACACCAGAUGAAGUUUUACCCUCAACGCUCUCUGAAGAUGCAAAGCAAUAUCACAAAUUAGUUGUUGAAAACAUUCUUCAAAUCCAAAAAAAACACUUGACUGAAUUAAAGGAUUUUUGGGAGCAUUAUUUAUUACCAUUAAAAUCAUCUGAAAUUUUAAAUGAACAAAAAAGAGAAAUCAUAUGUGGAAAUUAUGAUGAGAUAGUGAGUUUUCAAGUUGAACUAUCACAAAAACUCGAACAACAAUCUCUAAAACCUAUUGAGAAACAACGAUUUGGUGAAUGUUUCUUACUAGUUCGGAUGCAGAUGAAAAGUUUAUAUCUGCAAUAUUGUUUAAACCAUCCCCAAGCAGCUAUAAUAAUAUCACAGAAUGCAGAUGAACUCAGUGCAUACAUGGAAUCUAAGGGUGCACAAAAACCUGGUAUUAUGUUUUUGCGAUCACUCUUAUCUAAGCCAUUUUUGCAUGUUGAGAAAUAUGGAAACCAAAUAAAAGAACUUGAAAGACAUGUUGAGGAAUGCAACAUUGAUAGUUUGGAUAUGAAAAAAGCCACCCAAGUUUUACAAAUUAUUGCUUUAAGUUGCCAUGAAGUUAGAAAAAAGAAAGAAACUGAACUAGAAAUACUCACUGGAACAAUAGAAGGUUGGCAAGGAGAGCAUAUAACCUCACUUGGUACUCUUGUUCAUAUGGGUCAAGUUUUUAUUGAGAAAGAAGAACUAGCUCGCAGAGAAAGAUAUUUUUGUCUAUUUCCAAAUGAUUUUGUUGUUGUUUCAGUUGGUAUUGAUUUAGUUGGUUAUUGUUUCGAGGAGCGUCACUCAAUAGUUGGUAUUAGUGCUCGGAAUAUAGAAGAUACGGAUACAUUUUUUAAUGGCUUUGAACUAAUAGUAUCAAAUAAUAAAUGGCGUGUCAUGACAAGCUCUCCUCGAGAAAAAGAUGUUUGGAUGCACGCAUUAAAGAAAGUUUUAAAAGAUCGAUGUGAUCUAGCUAUUCAACCAGAAACUCCUAAACUAGCAGCUUCAAAACUUGAAAGAAGUGAUAGUAAAAGAUCUGAGGUGAAGUCUUUACCACUAAGUGAUGAAGGUGUAGAAAUUGAUGAAAAACCGAUUUUAAGAAGUUACAGUACUGGUGCGGCAGUUGGAUCUUAUAAAGCUUCAGAUACAGUUGUUAAUACUGUUUCAUCAGUUGAGCCAUACAAGGCAAAUGCAGUUUCAGCUAUAAAAGCAACUGCUAGACAACCUGUAAAGAAAGAAUGGAGUUUUACAAGGUUACGUCCAACACCUCCAUAUCAGCAAAGUUCCCAAACCAAAAUAGAAGAUCAACAAAGCAGCAGUCCAAUUUCUAUAAGACGUAUUGUUUCUUCAAAAAAAAUGGUUGGUGGUCGAGGCUCAAGAGAAGACUUGGUGGAUUCUGUAGUCAGAAAACAGUCAACUCCUGCAGCGUUGAUAACUCCUACUCAAGUUCUUGAAGAAGAUAUGAUGAUAUUAAGUGUAAUAGAAGCCUAUUGCUUUAGUGCUAGACAACGCCAAAAUGUCACAUGUAGUCCUGAAAGUUCAUUUUUACUUCCUGAUGUUCCUCCUCACUUUAGUUUCAAACCAAUUACACCCCCAAGAACAAACUAUCCAAUGAAACAAAAGUAUCUCAAAAAGUCAAAGAAGAAACCAAAAGAAAUAGAUGGAAAUGCAGAGCUAUUUGGUUUAAAAGAGCAAGUGCAAAAUCUACACAAGCAAACUUUGUACCUUCGAGAAAAUUUAGAAGAAGAACGGAAGUCACGAGAAAAUUUUGAAAAAUAUUUAAAAAGAAUAUUUAAACGUAUAGCCCCGGAUAUCGAUUUAUCUGAAGAAAAAGCGCCCCAAAAAAUUACACCUCUAUAGAACAUAUCAUAUCACCUUUAUAGAACAUAUGUCAUAUCAUUUAUUAUUAAGUUUUUAUUGCUUUAGGUUGAAUUUUAUUAUCAUUGAGUAAGUUAAAAGAUAUGUUGCUACACAGUUGUUUGAUAUAAUUUUUUUUAAUGCAUGACUUUGUUACUGUUCAUUGUAUACAUUAUUUUAUAAAUAUUAUGUAUGAUAUUA
Molecule: messenger RNA, 2379 nt
Organism: Hydra vulgaris (swiftwater hydra)
Lineage: Eukaryota; Metazoa; Cnidaria; Hydrozoa; Anthoathecata; Hydridae
Source: RefSeq, a predicted model, not a curated record